AUGACAGUAAGUAGAACUCCGAAGAUAUUACGAACUGUGGCACAAGUUCGACAAUGGAGACAAGCACUACUUCAAAAUAAUAAUCAAACCGUUGGAUUUAUUCCAACUAUGGGAGCUUUACAUUCUGGUCAUUUAUCAUUAAUUCAAUCAUCAUUAAAUGAAAAUGAUAAAACUAUAAUUUCAAUAUUUGUUAAUCCUUCACAAUUUGCACCUCAUGAAGAUCUUGAUAAUUAUCCACGUACUUUAGAUUCAGAUAUAAAAUUAAUUAAUGAUACUUUUAAAAUUAAAUCAGUUGAUGCUGUAUUUGUACCUAAAAUAAGUGAAAUGUAUCCAUCUGGUAUUACUCUUGAUAUAAAUAAACAAAGAGGAGCUUUUAUUAAUGUAUUAGGAUGUUCUGAACAAUUAGAAGGUAUAACAAGACCAAAUUUUUUCAGAGGUGUUGCUACUGUUGUUACUAAAUUAAUUAAUAUUGUUCAACCUACAAAUAUUUAUUUUGGUCAAAAAGAUGCUCAACAAUGUAUAGUUAUUAAAAAUUUAGUUAAAGAUUUAUUAAUUCCUACUAAUGUUAAGAUUUUACCUACUUUAAGAGAGGAAAAUGGUUUGGCUAUGUCUUCAAGAAAUCAAUAUUUAUCUAAAGAUAUGAAACAAAGAAGUUCUUUAAUUUAUAAAGGAUUAUCUCAAGGUGAGAAGUACUAUGAAUUGAAUAAAAAUCAAGGUAAAGUCAAAUCAAGUGAUAUUUUGAAAGAAAUUAAAUCAAUUAUUGAAUCAGAUAAAGAUUUCGAUAUUGAAUAUAUUUCAAUAAAUCAUCCGGAAACUUUAGAUGAACUUGAAUUUGUUGAACCCGGAAUUGGUGCUCUUGUAUCAACUGCUGUUAAAGUUCCAAAAGAAAAUAGUAAUGAAAUGGCAAGAUUAAUUGAUAAUAUAAUAUUACAUUAG
This is a messenger RNA of Candida tropicalis MYA-3404, 936 nucleotides long. RefSeq names its product pantoate--beta-alanine ligase (gene PAN6). Gene Ontology annotation, biological process: pantothenate biosynthetic process. Gene Ontology annotation, molecular function: pantoate-beta-alanine ligase activity. The record is from RefSeq and is a predicted model, not a curated record. Bases 1 to 936 code for a protein of 311 amino acids. Lineage: Eukaryota; Fungi; Ascomycota; Pichiomycetes; Serinales; Debaryomycetaceae. The transcript has a single exon.